AUGGCAGCUCCAUUAAAAGGAAUUAAAGUCGUCGAGUUAGCCGGCCUAGCUCCAGGCCCCUUCGCCGGCCUCCUCCUCGCCGACUACGGCGCCUCCGUUCUCCGCAUCGAUCGUCCCUCAGCAGGCACCGCAGUCAACGGCGACCAGCUUACCCGGAACAAAACCUCCAUCACCCUCGACCUCCGCGACCCCUCCUCCCACAAAAUCCUCCUCCGCCUCCUAGCAACAGCCGAUGUCCUGAUCGACCCCUACCGCCCUGGCGUCCUCGAACGCCUCGGCCUCGCCCCAACAGAAGUGCUCCAAAAGCACAACCCGCGCCUAAUCGUCGCCCGCAUGACUGGAUUCCGCCGCGACGGCAAAUACAAAGACAUGGCCGGCCACGACAUCAACUACAUCGCGGUCUCGGGCGUGCUAUCCAUGCUCGGGCGCGCAGGCGAAAAACCCUACGCACCCGGCAACAUCCUCGGCGAUUUCGCCGGCGGCGGUGCAGUCUGUUUCCAGGGAAUUCUGCUGGCGCUGAUUUCGCGGUCUCAUACGGGCGUCGGCCAGGUCGUCGAGGCGAAUAUGGUUGAUGGAUCGGCUUAUCUUGCUACAUUCCCGCGGCUGGCGCAGAAGGGGCCUAUGUGGAGUGGGCCAAGGGGGACGAAUGUGCUUGAUAGUGGGUGUCCGUGGUAUGAUACGUAUGAGACGAAGGAUGCGGGAAGGUAUUUUGCGGUUGGGGCUUUGGAACCGCAGUUUUAUGCUGCAUUGUUGAAGGGGUUGAAGCUUGAUCCAAAGGGGAUCCCGAGUCGUGAGGAUAGGGAGAAUUGGCCCGCGUUGAGGGAGAUCUUUACGAGGAGGUUCAAGGAGAAGACGCGUAAGGAGUGGGAGGCUGUCUUUGAUGGGACGGAUGCUUGUGCUACGCCUGUGCUGGAGAAUGGGGAGCUUGAGGAGGCUGGGUAUGAGCAGAGGCCGAUGGUGCAUUUGGCAAGUACGCCUGCGGUCCCGUUUACGGCGGAACAGGGUGCUUGGUCUGGUGGCAGUCUUGUCCCUGGGGAUGGGGGUGUCGAGACACUUAGGGAUUGGUUGGGGUGGGAGCAGGAGAAGGACUUCUCUGUUAGGAAGGAUGGGGCCUUGUUGGCUGUGGAUGGGAAGUCGAAGAUUUGA
This is a messenger RNA of Penicillium bovifimosum, 1146 nucleotides long. Its product is annotated as CaiB/BaiF CoA transferase family protein. The record is from RefSeq and is a predicted model, not a curated record. The transcript is spliced from 2 exons. Lineage: Eukaryota; Fungi; Ascomycota; Eurotiomycetes; Eurotiales; Aspergillaceae. Bases 1 to 1146 code for a protein of 381 amino acids. Gene Ontology annotation, molecular function: catalytic activity.